UACAGUGACGUCACGCCAAACACAUGCGUCUCUUUUCAAUAGGGCGCUGCCCUGAGAAAGUCAUGUUGCUGAACAUCACUGUUGUUAGAUCGCAGGUUUGUUGAAAGCAUAAGUUAAUGUUAAAUUAGCUGCAGUCCAAUUCAUUUUAAAUAUUGCAAUACGAUGUAUGUUUGUGACCCGAACUGUUGGUUAGUUAGUUUUGGGAAAUGCGGACAUGAGAGAGAUUAGGACAUUACAUAAACAUUACUUUGCUAGUGUAAGACUUCAGUAACGUUAAGAGAAAACACCGUUAACUUUGCAGGUGCUGUUAUGUCAUUCAGUUUGCAGUUAAGGCAGGCUGUCGUUGUGACACCCAGACUAGCUCGACAAUAUGGUGUUCUGAGAGGGGACUGUCACGUCUGCCUCUGGCUAAAUGUCACAACCAGUGCGAGACACUUUGGGUCCAGCGAGGACGGUAGCAGCUCAGAGAGCCCUGCCCCUGGGCGUUCACGGUUACCCCUUAAAACGACACUGUUAGGCAGACGGAGAUCCCUGUCACCCUUAGAAAGGGUCAGUCGUCUACUGCCACAGGAAAGCCUGAGCCCUGACGUGUGGCAGUUGCGGGAGGGCCAACAGGAGGGUGAUGAAGAGCAGAGUGCUCAGGGUGAUGCUUUGAAUGGAGACAUUCACACUUAUCAGCAGAUAGAGGGAAGUCAGGUGGAGAUCAAGAGACAAGCGGAAGUGGACAGUGUUUCGGGUGAUGAAGGCCUCACCUCGGUAGAUUCUGUGACACCUUCGGAGUGCGUGGACUCCAGUCAGGACUCUCACGUCGGUCUUCCUGGAGAACGACCGCUAACCUACGGAGAAGUUGUCCUGGCCGAGCGACGGAGGGAAAAACAGAUCGGCUUUCGGAAGAUGUUCCCGCUGGAGUUGGGGGGGAAGCUGCACAGCACCUGGGGUUGGCUCUCGCACGGCACCAUCGCCGAGAGCCCCUCAGGCUCGCUCCUCCGCACGUCUCUGGGCAUCCCUCUGCUCUUGCGUCGGCCCAGUCUGGAGGAGUUCACCCUGUACAUGAAGAGAGGCCCAACCAUCAGCUACCCUAAGGACUGCGCUGCCAUGUUGACCAUGAUGGAUGUGAACGAGGGGGACAGCGUGCUGGAGUCCGGCUCUGGAUCAGGAGCCAUGAGUCUCUUCCUGUCCAGAGCAGUGGGCUCUAAGGGCAGAGUUUUGAGUGUGGAGGUGAGGGACGACCACCACAGACGAGCCGCCCUCAACUACAAGCGCUGGCGGACAUCUUGGAGCCUGCGAAGAGGAGAGGAUUGGCCAGACAAUGUGCAGUUCCACAAGGCAGACCUGCAGACUGCUGGACCACUCCUGACCGGCUGGGGCUUCAACUCAAUGGCACUGGAUAUGAUGAACCCUCACCUCGUUCUGCCCGCCGCCCUGCCACACCUUCACCCAGGGGCUGUGUGUGCUGUCUAUUUGGCAAAUGUGACGCAGAUAGUUGAUUUGCUGGAGGGAAUCCGCUGUUCCAAACUACCUCUGGUUUGUGAGCGCAUCAUCGAGGUGCAGUACCGGGAUUGGUUACUGGCCCCGUCAUUCAGGAAAGACGGCAGCUUCAACAGCAGGAGAGCUCUGUCAGAGGCGAAUCCUGAAGAGGAGGAGGAGGAUGACGAAUCCAGUGGUGAAGACAAAGAGGAAGCCCGCAGUCCAGCCUCCAGGCCGUUCGGCAGUGUGCCAUAUAUCGCAAGACCGCACCCAGAGCAGGGAGGACACACGGCGUUCCUGGUGAGAUUGCGGAAGAUUCUGAAAUAGUGUCCUAAAACCUCCAGACAGGUCUACUGGACGUCCAAAAUCAUGGUCAGGUUGAAUGUGCAGUGUUUUCCAUGUAUUUAAUUUUUUUAUUAUUAAACGAAUUCUCUUGA
Molecule: messenger RNA, 1904 nt
Organism: Alosa alosa (allis shad)
Lineage: Eukaryota; Metazoa; Chordata; Actinopteri; Clupeiformes; Clupeidae
Gene: trmt61b
Product: tRNA methyltransferase 61B
Exons: 7
Coding region: 310-1794 (494 amino acids)
Biological process (GO): tRNA methylation
Cellular component (GO): tRNA (m1A) methyltransferase complex
Source: RefSeq, a predicted model, not a curated record